Molecule: messenger RNA, 17767 nt
Organism: Mytilus californianus (California mussel)
Lineage: Eukaryota; Metazoa; Mollusca; Bivalvia; Mytilida; Mytilidae
Product: neurobeachin-like protein 1
Exons: 58
Coding region: 91-8097 (2668 amino acids)
Biological process (GO): intracellular protein localization
Cellular component (GO): membrane; cytosol
Molecular function (GO): protein kinase binding
Source: RefSeq, a predicted model, not a curated record
CUUCCUGUUACAAGUUGGGAAGAUCUUGCAAAAUAGCUCGAUAAAUAACAAAAAUGGACAGGCGUAGAUAUAGUUGACCAUUUAAUAAAAAUGGAGGGCUUAUCAGCCACAGAAAAUCUGUUUGAAAAAUGGAUGUUGUUUUCGACAAAGAAUGAUCAAGAAAAGCUAGCUGAUUUUGUUAAUUGUUUCCAGGAAACCUACAAACAUUUAGUUGAUUUAGAAUUAACACAUCUGAAUGAUGGGUAUUCAGAGGAAGGACCACAUUUUACAGUGUUACCAGAUGGUGUGUUACAGGUGUUCAGUACCCAGUUGUCUCUGUGUAGUGAAUUAAUUGCUCAGUCAUGUGAUCUGGAUACUCUUCAUUUUGCCAGUUCUAUAAUAGAAUGUCUCAUUAUUAUUACAAGGAACUAUGACAACGUCCCGCUGGUAGCUUCAUGUGAAUUUGUAAAGUAUAUUGUAUCUAUAGCCACUACAGUAAUCUCCAAGAUUAAAGACAAUUCCUGUGAUAUUGAUGACAUCUGCAUGUUUGUCAAGCUGGUCAUUCACUUUUUUGAGUGUCUGUAUGAUCCUUACUUUAUUUGGAGGAAAAGAAUUAAAGGAUGGAGUAUGGACAAGAAUAGAAUGAAGUAUAAGCCAGCUAAUCUCCAUGUGGAAGUUGUUCCUUUCUUUUUUGAUUGUUUUGAUAGGGGCCAUUUAUCAUUUGAUUUAAGAAUACGUCUCCUACAUAUGUUUGGUGCUAUCAUGUGUGGUUCACAGAAUAAUGCAUUGAAAGUAAUAACCCCAGCUACUUUAGAAGUGUUACUCAAAAUGUUAUCAGCAGAUCAUGUGACUGGGCCAACCAAUGAAUUGCGACAUGAGUUGUUCUGUAUAAAGGAUCUGGUAUUGAAAUGUAUUAUAUGUAUGGUACAUGUCAUCAACUUAGCCAGUAUUGACCAGAGACAGGUAGAGGUGUCCCAUGUGAUGGAGGAUUAUAUAAAGAUUUUGUUAAAGAAAGAAGAUGAACCACAGGACGAACAAGAAACACACAUACAGUUAGCUAUGAUUGGUGCUAUAAAUGAAAUGUUGUCAUGUCAGGACAAAAGUUCCUUACAAGUUAUAAUGGUCAGUGGUGGAACAUUUGAUGCAUUUAUUUCCUUGCUACAGAAAACUGCUUUAACAGGCAGUGAAGGCCAGAAUUUGGCCAUGUCAGUGUUGGGAGUAAUGAACUCAGUCCUGUCAGGAUCUGUUAGUGCUAAGGAACGAUUUCAUUUAAGAGUUGGUUAUGUGAAGUUUGUGGAGGCUUUAAAAAGUCUUGGUCAGCCUUCCAUAGAUCUAUUGAAAGCAGUAUUAAAUUUAGUUGUAGAGACAGAAUUUGAUGGUACAAAACAUCUGGUUGUCCAUAAUACACAGGCUGCUAUUAUGUUACUACACUGGUUACCAGAUAUACAGUCACAUGACUUACAGAUGUGGUUGUCAGAGUCUUUAGGUACUCUAUGUGCAAAAACCUACAACAAAAUGAAUUGCUGCAGGGAUGGAAUGAUAAGUGCUAUACAACAGGUCCUAGAGAGGUCAAAACAGAUUAAUACCAAGGCUGUUGGUUAUUUGAUAGGUUUAUUAGAAUGUUUGGGUACCAAGUCAAUUACAGCAACAGAACUCAAGAAACUGAUUAGCCUUCUAAGACUUGACGAAGAAGAAAACCAGAAUCCCUACUGUAGCAGGCUAAUGAGGGCUAUGUCAACGAUGGCCAGAAGAGAGGGAAAUGAAGGGGCAUUACAUUUCUUAAGUCUACAGGAACAUAAUGAUUGUGUUAGUUUACCAGCUGGUAUCAAGAAAUGGCCAGGUGUGGCAUUCUCAUUCCAUGCUUGGUUGUGUUUAGACACAGAAGUUGACCUUACUCCACACAACAUAGCUGGUCAAACCUACAGAAGACAGCUAUACAGCUUUAUAGCCAGUGCAGGAUGUGGAUUGGAAAGUUUUGUAACUGCAGAGUUUGACAUUGUGAUAUCUGUAUUCAACAAAAAGGAGCAUUCCUCUGUUCUUGUGGAAAAUACAACCAUUGGAGAUGGACAUUGGCAUUGUAUAGACAUUGUUCAAAGUAGUUCAAGACGACCAUUUACAGUCAGUCAACUGAAUGUUUACUUUGAUGGAAAAUUAGUACAGAAUUCACAGCUUAAGUUUCCUAGCAUGACAGAUCCAUUUUCCUCAUGCUAUAUAGGAUCUCCUUGUCCAAAAUCCGCUUUAGUUUCCUUUGCUGACCAGUCAGAUUCUAACACAAAUGCAGAGGUAAAGAAAAAGUCACCAUUCAAAUUCAUCUUUCCUGGCCAAUCAAAACCUAGUACUGAACCUGGUAUCAGAACUGUUCCUACUGGUACACAGAAUGAAGAAUGGGGGUCUCCUAUAGUACUUCAUGGGCAAAUAGGAUCAGUAUGCUUAUUUCAUGAUGUGAUAACACCAGCUCAGAUUAAAGCACUUUAUACAUUAGGACCAAAUCAGAUGAACAUUUUUGAUGAUGAAGAACACACAGAAUUGAAUGAUUUAGUCAAUAAGUCUGUACUGUAUUACUCAGCAAAGGCUCACAAAGAUGGAGUAGUUGUUGAUUUGACCGGAAAUCAGCACCAUGGACAUUUAAUUGGCCAGUGUUGUGUAACAUGGGAUAUUAAGGAUGUGAUAAAUUGUAUAGGAGGAAUUCAGGUUUUGUUUCCAUUAUUGGAGCAGGUCAACAAAUCUCCUAUUCCUGAGAAUGAUGAAGUCACCACACUUUCUAGUCCUGUAACAAUUUCACCAACAGAUGAUGAUUGGCUUCUGAUACGUCCUAGUAGUUCAUAUGCUGAUUCUAAACUAGAACAGAAUCAAGCUGCAGGAUUUUUAACACUUUUAAGGCAUAUGUUACACACAAGUUCUACAAACAGGGACACUUUCACCAGAAUAAAUGCUGCAGCAACAAUUGGGGCAAUAUUACAGAAGGUGAACUCAAAGCUGAUUGAUGUACAUGUUCUAAUGUCUGCUCAGUUAUUGGUAGAUAUGGCUGCCACCACUAGUCGUACUCUUCUACAACACUUAUACCAAUACAUUUUGUUCGACUUCAGAAUCUGGAGUAAAAGUAAUUUUCCAAUACGUAUAGGACACAUCCAGUAUCUUUCUACAAUAAUAAAAGAUGACAAGAAGUACUUCAGGAAGAAGUUUGGUGUACAGUUCAUAUUGGAUGUAAUCAGAAUGUACUAUAGUUCUGUACGAGAUAGUGGUCUUUCGUCAGAAGAUUCUAAACAGAUCCGUGUAUCUUUAUUUAGCCUAGUGAAGUUUUAUAUAGCAAGGGAAGUAACUGCUGAUGAACUUUUACAUAUAAUAGGUUUCCUAGUGGUGGCCAGGGAGGAAAAUAUGAUAUGUGAGAUUUUAGAUGUAUUGAUAUCACUUUUAGAGAACCCACGUAAACAGGACCAGUUAUUUUUGUUGUUAUUUGAGGCAGACAUGGGAGAGAUGUUAUAUGGUUUGUUGGUACACCAAGGAUACUCAGUUGUUUUCUAUGAAAAAAUUGUCAAGGUUUUAUAUUUAUUGCUUAAGUCAGAUAAAGUUUAUGAAAAAAGUAAGACCCGUCUUCGGCUGGCGGAAUGUGGGCAUUUAGGAAUUGUUGGAUUGAUGCAGGGCAUUGAUAUCUCUGGGCCAAUGAUCAAAAGAUUUUUAGAACAAGUAACUUUUAAUGAUACUUCACAGAAUUAUAACUCAGUUUUAGCAGUACUACAGUUAAUAUAUACUUGUGGAUCCGAUAUUAAACUGGAAGCUACAAAACAGAUAAUUUCUCUGUUGGUUUCUAGACCCAAUGCUGCCAAAAGUUUUGCCAAACAACUAGGUUGGCAAGAAUCUCUAGUCAAACUGUUAAUCUUCAGGACAUUUGAUGACCUUCCUGUAAAUAAUAGUGAUCAUGAACUUUCAUCAAAUCCCAUUUCCCAGGUGACUGAAAGUGAAAUUACCUCAGAUUCAACUGUUGUUUGCAGUAUUGCAGAAAAAGAAAAUGAUGAUGUUGACAAUUCUCAAUGUGAAGGGGAUGUUUCUAUUGCAUGUGAUAAUGAUAAGCCAGUAAAACACCCAGAUAAUUUGAAUUUAUUUUUUGUCUGUGAUAAUGUUUCUAUACCUUCACCCAAGAGUCCAGUAACACCUAUGUAUCUUAAUCACAUUGAUGAUUUUAAUAGCAGUUCAGAAGAUCUUCGACUCAGAUCUAUGAGUCGAAGUUCAACAGCAAGUUUAGAAGAUUUGAAUUCUAGUCGUCGUUCCCAGGACCGUGACAGUAGAAUUUCAGGUUUUUCUAUAAAUGGUCCAGUAGACAUGAAUGCUUCAAUAAGUUCUAUCAGUGAUUCACGUAGAAGUUCUGGCAACCUACAGAAUGAAGAAUUACAGCAGGCACUGGAUAACUUAGGUAUUCAGUCUUACUUAAAGGACAGUGGAGAAAGACUUGAGGAAGUAUGUCAGAAUAUUAUUGUUAUCCUUCUGAUGAUAAUGACAAAAGGUGUGGAAGAAUCAAACACAGAGGCAUGGAAGGAAAGAAUUCAGGUGUUUACAUGGAUAGACAGAAUAGCUGAAAACAAUGAAUUGAUAAGACCUGCCAUAGACCUGAAACGAAGAUUGUUUGAAAUGUUAGUAGAAGCAAAUGCUACAGAAAUCAGAGAAUCAGGACAAGCAUUGGCAGGUCCAUCUGAAAAUGCCAGAGAAUUGAUCAAAUUUGUACGUUAUUUUAUGUUGACAGAACCCUCAGAUGAUAAAUUCAGUGUUACUUUGAUAGAGGAUGUUAUGUCAUUGAUGGAUAAUCUGGCUGUCUGGGAUGUAGAAUCAGAUGGAGGUUGGAAAGAAAUGGCUCGACUUGGGUUAAAUUUACUGAUACUGUAUGGUCAGUUUCCUGAUGUUGAGUUAUGUGCAGUAGCAGCUGCAAAACUUCACAUGUUGGUACAAACAAAACUCAUCUCUAGUUCAGCUGAAGCAUCAUACCUGAUUGGAAAUUUGAACAACACUAUACAACAGGCAGUGAAAGAAAAGACGGACAACUAUUCCUUCCUAAUCACAGUGAUGAAGGCCUUAAUAGAGAAAGCUCAUACAUUAUUAUCACUGGAUAUGCAGCUACCAAAUUUGCCUACACUGUCCAGAAGUCCAACAUUUUUCGAUGAUUUUAAAACUUACUGUUUCUCUGAAGAAUGGAAAAUUUUUAUGGAAAACUAUGUAACACCACAAAUGGAACACUUUACAGAAAGUGCCUUCAAUGAAGUAGAUCAAGCUACAAAAGAUUUCUGGUCAGAUUGUAAAGAGGCCAUGAUGGUGAACCUUCACAAACGUAAUAGGGAGCGAGGGGAAAGUAAAUUAAAAUUUCAGGGUCAGAUAUUUGAUGUAUAUAAGAACAAGGCUAUCAAUGAAGAAAGACGAUUCCAAAAUGUUGCCAUUCACAUGAAGAAUCAAUAUUCAUCUACAGUUAGACAGUGGAGAGCAAGUAAACGAUUUUUUACAGGAGAAACUGGUGCCUGGGCUGAAAGGAGUCAGGGAGCACUUCAAUGGAAGAUGUCUAACCAAGAAAACUUCACCAGGAUGAGAGUAAAACUAAUACCUAAUUAUAAUUUUGACCUGCAUGUUGAAGCCAGCAGACAGAGAGAUAAUAUAGGUGUUAAUGACUUAGAUCCAUCAGAUCAUCUUAAACAGUUAACUGUAACCAAAGAAGCCUUGGUUUCCAAGGAAAACAUUGCUGAUGACAUCAUAGGAGAUGAAGAAUGGACUACAGUUAAUCCAGAUGGAACUGAUGGUCCUAAUGAUAAAGAAAAGUUAGUGUUGUCUGAAGAAUGUCAAUUGAUUACUAUGGUGAAUGUAUACCAAGGUCGACUAGAGGUCACCACAACUCAUGUUUAUUUCUUUGAUUGCAGUACAAACAAAGAAGAAGGUGGAGAAGACUUCAAAUGGGCGUUGUCUCAGUUGAGAGAAAUACACUUUAGACGCUACAACUUACGCAGAAGUGCAUUAGAAUUGUUUCUGAUUGAUCAGACUAAUUAUUUUCUUAACUUCCAGAAGAAGGUGAGGAACAAAGUUUACAGUCGUAUUUUAAGUUUGCGACCACCAAACUUGAUUUACUUUGGCUCAAGAUCCCCAGCAGAAUUACUGAAGUCAUCAGGACUUUCUCAGAAAUGGGUACAUAGAGAGAUAACAAACUUUGAAUAUCUGAUGCAAUUAAACACAAUAGCAGGCAGAACUUACAAUGAUCUUAGUCAGUAUCCUGUGUUUCCAUGGAUAAUAAGUGAUUAUGAGUCUGACUCAUUAAAUCUCAACAGUUGUACUGUAUACAGAGAUCUGUCCAAACCAAUUGGUGCUGUUAAUCCUAAAAAUGGAGAAAUACUCAGAGAAAAAUUUGAAACAUUUGAAGAUCCCUCAGGAGUGAUAGAGAAGUUCCAUUAUGGUACACAUUACUCUAAUGCAGCAGGUGUCAUGCACUAUCUUAUCAGAAUGGAGCCUUUUACUGCUCUACAUAUUGAACUACAGGGUGACAGGUUUGAUGUAACAGAUAGGCAGUUCCACUCAGUGCCUGGUACAUGGAAAAUGCUGAUGGAAAACCCAAAUGAUGUCAAGGAACUGAUUCCUGAGUUCUUUUACUUACCUGAAUUUCUAGUCAAUGAAAAUGGAUUUGACCUUGGUAAACUUCAGAUCACAAGAGAACAAGUCAAUGAUGUUAAACUGCCAAAGUGGGCUGAGUCUCCAGAAGAUUUUGUACAUAAAAAUAUGUUAGCUUUGGAAUCAGAGUAUGUCUCAGAAAACCUCCAUAAUUGGAUUGACCUGAUAUUUGGUUACAAACAAAAAGGACCAGCUGCUGCGGAAGCUUUAAAUGUUUUCUAUUACUGUACAUAUGAAGGCGCUGUAGACCUAGAUGCCAUUACAAAUGAACAUGACAGAAAAGCUUUAGAGGGAAUGAUUAAUAACUUUGGACAGACACCAACACAGUUAAUGAAGGAGCCUCAUCCCAGAAGAAUGACACUGGACGAAAUAGUAGCUAGGUCUAUAAAGAUUGAUAGGCCAUUAAGUAUCUUUCAGUUUAUCAACAAUCUAAAGGUGUAUUUUGUGACAAUAACUCAGGAUACAGAUCCAUUAGCCUAUGUAAUUGUCCCAAGAAGUCAAGCUAGAUCCAUUAUACAGCAUGGAAUGCCUGAUUCUAUGGUAACAGUUUCAGAAGAUGGAAAGAUUGGUAUGCAUGGAUGGUUGCCAUAUGACAAAACCAUUUCUAACUAUUUCCUGUUUGAGAAAGACCCUUCAAUUACCACAAACAAGUGUAAAAGAAGACUAAAUGUACCAUUUGCUCCAGGUAUUAAAGUUGAGCCUAAAUUGUUUGUUGUAUCCCAUGAUGCAAAGUUAUUGAUUAGUGGUGGACACUGGGAUAACAGUCUACAAGUUUAUCAUCUUGGGAAAGUUAAGAAGAUAAACCAUAUUGUCAGGCAUAUUGACAUUGUAACAUGUGUGGCAUUAGACUACUGUGGCAGCCAUCUGGUGACAGGGUCACGUGACACAACAUGUAUUAUCUGGCAAAUACAGCAACAGGGUGGAUUCAGUGUGAACAUUAACAACAGACCACUACAAACAUUGUAUGGACAUGAAGGGGAAGUAACUGCUGUGUACAUUUCUACAGAACUUGAUAUGGUAGCUUCAGCAUCCAGGGAUGGAACAGUUAUUUUACAUACAGUUAGAAGGGGUCACUACAUGAGAACACUGCACCCUCCUUGUGCCAUGGGAUAUACUUUACACAUACCAUUGCUAGCUGUGGAUGAGAUGGGAAGGAUUAUUCUCUAUUGCCAUGAGAAGUUCCCUAUUGAUCCAAAGGAGAGAUAUUCUUUACAUUUAUACUCCAUUAAUGGGAAGCACUUGUUUACUGAAAAAUUGGUGUAUGGAUUGUGUCACAUGAUAAUUAAGGGAGAUCAUGUGAUAACAGGAGACAUUCAGGGCCACCUUACAAUUAAGGAAAUAUUUGGACUAAGAACAGUCAAUAUGUUUCCACUCCAUGUGCCUAUUCAUUGUUUAUCAGUAACCAAUAGCAACAGUCACAUCUUGGCUGGAAUCCGAGAUGGCAAGCUAAUCAUUAUUGGUGUGAAAAAUAGAACUGAUGCAAGAUGACAUUGAAUUUGUUAUUUGAAAAGAAUUACUCAAUCAACAUAGAAAUCCACAAGGUUGCCCAUACCAAACGAAAAAAGAUGGUGGUUACAUUACUUAUUAGGAACUAUUUAUAAGUGAGAUUUUAAGAAACAAAAUAGAUUAAAAGAUGAAUGAAAUUUGGAUUUAAAAGUUCAGCAUUUAUCAUUAGAAUGAAAAUAGGUUAAUGGUAUCUGCAAUAUGUUUGAUGGAAAAUGUGUAUAAUAAAUUGUUUUUAUUUGCAAUGAAUUAUAUCCAUAUAUAUAUAGUCAUUUAACCCUGAAAAGUGUUUGUAAUUGUAUGUUUUAAUCAUUUGUUAAUCCUCUUAUUGAUAUUGCUAUAAAAAUGAACAUAACUUUAGAUCAGUAUAACUUUUGUUUUGAUGACAAAUUCAACAAUUGAUAGUCAUUGUUGAGACAUUUCUGGAAAUUUCAAAUGUUGUCUUUUAUUUUGAAAAUUUUACAUGAAUUGCUAAGAAUAACAAUAACAGUACUGUGCUUAAAGACUUGCCUCUGCCAAUGGUGGAUUUGAUUGGCACAAUUGUAUCUCUCUAAAUAUAUAUGUUACAGGAAAUCAGUGUAAUCAGGGAUCUCAAGUAAUUCCUAAAAAUUAGGGAUUACAUGUAAUUCAAGCAGUGUAGUAAUUACAUGUUAUCCCUAGAUAUUGGUAGGGAUUUCAUGUAUCCCUAGAAUUUUACCUAAAAUUACACAUAUUCCCCUAAUAUUACUAUUAAACUAUGCAUGGUUAUAUUUUGGAAUGAUAUGCUCUCAAAUGAGAAUAAAUUAUCUAAUAUUUUAUAUAGACUUAUGUUACAACUUCACCAGAGUAAACCCAAACAUUUUAAAUGGGUUGCAUACAUCAAAUCCAUUCUUGAUAAAAGUGGUCUUACUUUUAUAUGGAAUGAUCAGAUACCUAUGAAUAGGGAAAUGUUGAAAUCUCUUGUCAAACAAAAACUUGUUGAUCAGUUUAUACAACAAUGGUUUUCUGUAAUUAAUAAUUCUUCAAGAGGAGAAUUCUAUGGUAAAUUCAAAAAUAUAUUUGAAUUAGAACCCUAUCUACUACGAUUGGGAAAUACUGAUAGAUUGUAUAUGGCUAAAUUUAGAUGCUCAAAUCUUAAAUUCCCAAUUGAAACGGGAAGAUGGAAAAAUAUUUUAAAAGAAAAUAGGAUAUGUAAUCAAAAUAUUGGCGACAAAUAUCAUUAUAUGUGUGUUUGUUCACAUCCUAGUGUGUCACUUCUUAGACAAAAUCUUGUACCUAAUUAUUACUUACAAUAUCCUUCAAGGCAGAAAUUAAUCGGUUUACUUUCAUUGUGUAACAUAAAGGUGUAUAGGAAAGUAUGUACUUUUCUUAGAAAGAUUACUUAUUUGUUGUAGAUACAAUUUUUAUACAUUACAUAUAUAUUUAGGUACUCACAAUCACUGAAUAAAUAGGAAGAUAUCUGUACAAAUGUAAUCCUUUAAACUUAAUAGGUAAUAUAUAAUGUAUAUAUCUCAAUGUCAUGAAAAUCACGUGCUAUUAUACAUUACUCUGCUGUCGAAUUUAUGUGUAUACUUUAUCAUGUUUUGACCUUUGUACACGUUUGUGUCUGAGGAAAUAAAAUAAUUUGUCUUGUCUUGUCUUGGCAGAAUCUAAAGCGAAAAGCUAACCCUUGUCUUGAUGUUUUUAUCUCAUUAAUCUAGACAAUGUUGGAAAUAAAAACAGUUAUAAAAUGUUUCUCAUGAACAGUUUUUAUUAAUUUUGGGUAACCGCUUAACUGGUGAUCAGUAAUUAAGGUAGCAUCUUGUAUGUACAUGUGAGUAGUGUUCAUUAACCUAAUUGUGAACCUAAAACUAGAUUGUUAUUCCCCUGGGUUUAUCAGAUUUUCUGUGGUGUCAUGUAGUUUGGGGGACAGAAUAUUUAUUUUCAUCCUGCCAGGGGCAAAGUUAUUUAUUUUCAGUUAUUGCUGUGGUUGUCGAUGUCCGUUGUCUUUGACUUUACAAAAAUCAUCUCCUCUCAAACUACUUGGCUAAAUUUAACCAAUCUUGGCCACAAUCAUCAUUUGGGGUAUCUAGUUUAAAAACUCUGUCUGGUAACCCUACCUGCCAACCAACAUGGCCGACAUUGCUUAAAAUAGAACAUAGUGGAAAAAUACAAAUUUUGUCUUUUAUCAUGAAAGCCAUUACAAAUAGAGAAAAUCUGAUGUGACAGAAAUGUUCACAAUGUUGAGAUCUACACCUAUUGUUCACUUACAUAAAAACUGUCAGACGACUUAUAGGAGUUAUUGUCCUUAAAUGACAAAUUUUACGAAAUUUAUUUAUUUUUACCUAUUAUCUUUAAAACCAUAAUACAUAGAGAGAAACUUAAAAUAACAAAAAUUAUCAGCAAGACCAAACUUACAAAUAAGUCAGCAUGAUCAGUUGACUCUUUAUAGGAGGGAUUGCCUUUAAAUGAUGAUUUUUUUUUAACCUUUUUUGUUUUGGGCAAAAAUUAAUGAAGAUGGAUUAAAAAUGUAAACAGAAAAAAUGAUCAGCAAUACAAGAUCAACAAAAAAGAGUUUUUUCAUGAAUUCUAUUCUAUUCUACAAUGUUAGAGAGUGUCCAUUGUUGAAGAUGCACAUAGACCUCGAUGAGCAACACAGGCUCUUUAGGGCCUCUAGUUUUUUGCAGGAAUUACAUAUAAUCACUGGAAUGUUAAGGAUGGGAUUACAAGAAAUCCCCAAAAUGACUAGGAAUUGCAUGUAAUCCCUUGUUACGCUUAUUUACUGUAACAUAUAUAUAAAAAAGAUUCUACCAAUAUUAUUUUUAUUGUAUUAUCUUUUUCUUGCUUUAAACAAAACUAUAGUACAAUAGGAUAAUUUAUUCUUGUACUGUCGGAUAGAAUUUUGAUUUUGUUUACGUCAAACAUUUAAAGAUAGACCACUUUGUCAUGGAGUAGAAGUUGCAAAAGUUAUAAAAGUUACAAAGGUAAGGAAUUCAUUACAAAUGUGAUGACUGGGAAAAACUUAAAUCAUAUUUUUCAACAAUCUAAGUUGAUUUCAGUUAGAAUUCAAAUAGAAUUUAUCAUACAGUGUAUUGAUAUUCCACUAAUAGGAGAUUUCUAGUUAUCAGCAGCAAUAUUAUAAUGAAAUCUUGACAAUGUUUCCUUUAAUACAUGUAUAACAGUACUUUUUAAGUUAAAAUGAAAUUGGCAUUCCCAUAGGCAUUAUUCAGUCUUUUGUUGAACAAUAAAUGAAGCUACAUAUGCCUCAGAAGAUGGUCAGAUUGUAAAUACAUAUCAUAUUUAUAGAACUCUCAACUGACUUUUAAUAGUCAAUAUUGUUUUCAUUUUUAUUUUUGUCUUGCGUUAUUUACAUUUAUGCCUGGUUACUAGUUACCUCAAUAUUUCUUUCUGAUUUUAUAAUUUAAUGUUAGUGGUAUGCUUUUCAAAAUUUCAGAAGGCUUCUUGUAUAAAAUCAGUCAUCUUUAUAAUUCUGAAUUGAUGAGAACAAAAUUUGAAAAUAUUGAAAUUGAGUUCUGUUUUUCUGAUUUGCCUGAAUUAGUUCAGUGCUCUAUUUAAACAAAUGAAGACACAUUUUAUUCUCAACUCUGUUACAUUAUCUGUAUCUACUAUGUCUCAUUAAGUAGCUUUAUGUUUGAAUAAUAUUAGACAUGUGGAUUUAGGCAGUUUGGUUGGUAUCUAAAUCUUCUCCUGACAUUAGACCUCAAAGAUUAGACCUUAUUUCAAUAUAAGUUGCCAAAAAAUAAAUUGUAAUUAAUAAAAAUGUACUUAUGCUUGUUUUGAAAAUAUGUAUACUGUUUAUUAAGUAUAUGUGAAUUGAUAUGUUAAUGUCAAAUGUUAGUUGUUUGACACAGUAAUAAACUUUUUAUGAGCUUUUGUCACAUCAAAUAUAAUAAUACCAAAUUCGGUUCCUAAUGGGGAAAAUCUUCAUUUUUGAAAUCCAGCUUUUUGAGUUUCUGUAUUUGGUCAAUGAAACAUUUUAAGGUUUAGCUGUUCCUUAGACAGGGUUCAUUAGUUUAAAUAUAUUUUAUUUGCUUAAAUAUGCAAAAGGGAUGAGACACAAGUUAAUCAAACUUAUAAAGUCUUCUCCCAAACAGGGUUCAUUUGACCUCCAUCACAUUUUCAUAAAUCAAUGAUCAACAAUUUUUUUGUGCUUAAGGGGAGUUGGUAUCGUCUCUGGGAAUACACAGUUAUCAUGAUAAUAAAUGAGCUAUGUCCUGUUGUUAUUAGUUUUAUGGUCUCGACUGUGACAAAAGUCUCAAAAUGCGAGACAGUGGCAGCGUCAACUUUUUCUAUAAAGCUUUAUAUUUCAGACGGUAGAAGACUGAAUGUUUCAUACCUUGUAUGCAUGUACCUUAUGUUCAUAAGUUUCUGUCUGUCAUAUGUCUAUAGUCCUUGACCUCAUAUUCUUGGUUCAGCGACUGCUUGAAAAAAAAAAAUUUUUUGUCAUGAAUUUCUCACUUAUUAUGAGUAAUAGGAUAACUUUAUUUGGUACAUGAGUUCUUUGCAAUGUCUACAUGUCUGUCAGACAGGGUUCACCUGACCCCGACCUCAUUUCAUGGACCAGUGAUCAAGGUUAAAGUUAACUGAUUAGGUCUAUUUCUUAGGUUAACUAUAUGUGGUGUAUGGAAUGAUAGUAAGGGGUACAUGUUAGCCUGGUAGGUUUCAUCUGACCUUGACUUCAUUUUAAUGGUUCUUUGAUCAAUGUAAAGUUUCUGUAGUUUUGUCCUCUUAGAUACUUUAAGUAAUAGGUCAACUUUAUUUGGUGUAUGGAAUGAUUGUAAGGUUUACAUGUCUGUCUGUUUGUGUCAUGUAUCAUCUGACCUUCACCUCAUUUUCAUGGUUCAUUGGUCAAUGUUAAGAUUUAAUGGUUUGGUUUGUUUCUUUGAUACUAUAAGCAAAAGGUCAACUGUAUUUGGUGUAUGUAUUGAAUGUAAUUUGUACAUGUCUGUCUACCAGGGUUUAUCUUGCCUUGACCUUAUUGUUAUUGAUCUGUGAUAAUGUUGAGUAUAUGUGAUACUUGUAGUAAAACCUUUAUUUUUAAGACUGUCAACAUUAAAUCAAUCAUGGUUAGUAAAGCAGGGCAGACAUAUCAAGUGUGCACUCUUGUUAAUGAUGACAUCGUAAUAACAGAAUUGAAUCACAGAACAGAGAAUCUGAAUAAUAACGUAGAUUGCAAAUGUACUCCAACAAAGGAGUUACAAAAGAACUGUUGUCGUUUUUAAAUGAAUUUGUGGAAAAUUAUUGGUUUUUGUAAGAGUUAUUUCCUAUUUUUUAACUCCUUUUGAAAUUUGGAGGGAGAUGUCAUUAAAGUAUUCCGAAUGUUGGAAACUAUUUUCUGGCAAAAUGUAAGGAGGCAAUUGGGAAAACAUGAUUUCAAUAGCAAAUUUGAAGUAUUUUCUAAAAUAAGUACAAUGUACUGGUACUGUAACACAUACUUUUUUAAUUUUUUUUUCAAAAUGCACAAUGUAAGCUCAUACACAAAUAUUGCAAAAAAUAACAAUACAAGAACCUUGUACAGCAGUUCAGUGAAGGUCAGCAAAUUUAACAUAUUUUGGCAUGUACCGUAAUGAGAAAUUCAAUCAAGGUUUUAAAUUAAACAGUGUACUACUGACAUUUAGUUCUUUUUUUACCUAAUGCAUAUAUUAUCAGAGCUUUGAAAUAAAAACUAUUUUAUUGCCGAAAAUACCAGUUUUAGAACAUUUUAAAGUUUCCAAUUUUGAGCCUCAUUUUUCUUGAAAAAAGCAAACAUAACCUAUGCUUUAUUUUACCAUUUUUCCAAGAUCACUUUUCAAUCUAUAACAUAUAUCUCAAAAUCACAAAAAUGACAAUGUAAAGAGAAACUGUAUCGACUCCCCUUAAGUGAGUUUCUUGUUUACUACAAGUUAUAGAUAACUCUAUUUUGUUUGUAGAAUCAUUGUAAAGUGUACAUGUCAAUCUAACAGGAUUCAUGUGACAAAGACCUCAUUUUUAUGGCCUCAUAUAGCAAAGUUAACUUUUCAUGUUACUUUUUUUUACUGAUGUAUGAAGUAAGACAAUGAUAUCAAAGACUAUCAUCAUAUUGUUCUGUCAUUAUAAAAAAAAAACAGGUGUGAUAUUUUAGCUUGUCCUUACUUUGGAUUUUUUUGAUUCAACAAUUAUACUUGAAUUAUGGGGGCAUUAGCUGUCAAAUUCAUGUUCACCAAUUUGACCCAAAUUUUUAUAUUUGAUGUCAGGUUAUAUGACCGUUGGCAGUCUUCGGAGGUCAUCUCGACAGAUAAUUAGAUGGUGUCUAGUCUAAAAUAACCACCGAAUGCUGAUACAUUAUAGCGUUCCCAUGCAUUGUUAAUUGUUUCUUUUGGACUUUUUGUAAUUUUGAUAUAUGUUUUAGUACGUUAUUAAUAAAAUAUGAGAAUUUUUUCAAACCAAUGUACAUGAAUUUGACAGAUAAAGCCCCUUUAAAUGAACCUUUAUAUUUUUAGGAUGUUUGUUAUAAUGUUUAGAUAAUCAUAUUAUAUUUGAAGCAGAUAUUUUCACAUUUUCGCAAUAGUUGAUAUGUUGUUUUCCAAAACAAAGUAAUGGGACAUUUGUAGAAAAAAACAAUUUGUUUUAUUAAAGUCUGGGAUGAAGUUGAACUCGGCUUAUGAUUCAAUGAAUGCCAUCUUGUUGUCAGGGCAUUCUUCUGUUUCAUGUCAACAUUUCUGUUUCUAGGGUGAAAAUUUGGCAAAAUUUUAAUCUCCAGAACCAUGUUAAAACUUUAUGAAACUGGGUUUAAAAUGCCCCACUGGAUAAGAAACAAUCCUUUAGAUUAUAAGUAAUUAAGAUACUUAAUAGAUAUUGGGUCAGUAGAUCAAAGGACAAUGUCACAAUAACUAUUAUCCAUCUUUUAACAUAGUGUCCACACUUAACAGAAUUUAAAGUCUUCAUCAAGAAAGCAAAAAAACAAAAUAGUACCCAUCUGAUAACUACUAAUCCAUUCAUCAGGAGUAAAUAAUAAAGUCUAUUUACUGAGGGGAAAACCAUUUGAUAUCCUGGAGGUGGGGUGGGGUUUUAGAAAAAAAAACCUUGGCCAAGAUAGGAUGUAAAAAAUGAAUAUUCUGCCCUACAAAAUGCAGGAAAGGAUUGUGUACAAUAAAAUAAGGUGAAGUAGCAAUAGAUGGAAAGAGAAAUUCUGUCUGCAAAAAACUAUCCUCCUGCAUACCCCUCCCUGGAAAAUCUUAUGGUUGACCACCUAUAUGUCCAGAAGGAUGACAUUUAUAGAUGGAAAUACAAAUAAUAUCAAUUAAUAAAUAUUUAAAAUGAAUGUUUUUUAAACCUUGUCCAUCCUUUUUAUUAUAUGACCGCAAAAAAAAUUUUUGGGUGCGUAUAAUGCUAUGAUGUUGUCGUCAGCGCCGUCGUCCUCGUUGUCGUCCGAAGACACAUUUGGUUUCCAGACAAUAACUUUAGUUUAAGUGAAUUGAUCUCUAUGAAAUUUUACAAGAAGGUUCAUUACCUCAAAAGGAAGGUUGGGAUUAAUUUUGGGGGUUAUGGUAACAACAGUUUAGGAAUUAGGGGCCAAAAACAAGCAUUUUUGUAGUUUCCGGACAAUAACUUGUGUGUAAGUGUGUGGAUCUCACUGAAAUUGUACCACAAGGUUCCAUAUCACAAAGGGAAGGCUGGGAUUGAGUUUGGGGGUAAUUGCCCCAAACAUGCAUGAAUUAAGGGCAAAAAAGGGGCCUAAAACAACCAUUUUUAGCUCACCUGGCCCAAAGGGCCAAGUGAGCUUUUCUCAUCACUUGGCGUCCGUCGUCCGUAAACUUUUACAAAAAUCUUCUCCUCUGAAACUACUGGGCCAAAUUUGCCCAAACUUGGCCACAAUCAUCAUUGGGGUAUCUAGUUUAAAAAAUGUGUCCGGUGACUCGGCCAACCAACCAAGAUGGCCGCCAUGGCUAAAAAUAGAACAUAGGGGUAAAAUGUAGAUUUUGGCUUAUAUCUCUGAAACCAAAGCAUUUAGAGCAAAUCUGACAUGGGGUAAAAUUGUUUAUCAGGUCAAGAUCUAUCUGCCCUGAAAUUUUCAGAUGAAUCUGACAACCGUUGUUGGGUUGCUGCCCCUGAAUUGGUAAUUUUAAGGAAAUAUUGCUGUUUUUGGUUAUUAUCUUGAAUAUUAUUAUAGAUAGAGAUAAACUGUAACAGCAAUAAUGUUCAGCAAAGUAAGAUCUACAUAUAAGUCAACUUGACCAAAAUGGUCAGUUGACCCCUUAAGGAGUUAUUGCCCUUUAUAGUCAAUUUUUAACCAUUUUUUGUAAAUUUUUGUAAUCUUUUACAAAAAUCUUCUCCUCUGAAACUACUAAGACAAAUUUAACCAAACUUGUCCACAAUCAUCAUUAGGGUAUCUAGUUUAAAAAAUGUGUCCGAUGACCCCGCCCGCGAACCAAGAUGGCCGACCGGGCUAAAAAAUAGUACAUAGGGUAAAAUGCAGUUUUUGGCUCAUAUUUCUGAAACCAAAGCAUUUAGAGCAAAUCUGACAAGGAUAGAAUUGUGUAUUAGGUCAAGAUCUGCCCUGAAAUUAUCAGACCAAUCAGGCAACACGUUGUUGGGUUUCUGCCCCUGAAUUGGUAAUUUUAAGAAAAUUUUGCAGCUUUUGGUUAUUAUCUUGAAUAUUAUUAUAGAUAGAGAUAAACUGUAAACAGCAAUAAUGUACAGCAAAGUAAGAUCUACAAAUAAGUCAACAUGACCAAAAUUGUCAAUUGACCCCUUAAGGAGUUAUUGCCUUUUAUAGUCAUUUUUUUACAAUUUUCAUAAAUUGUGUAAAUUUUUGUAAAUUUUUACAAAAUAUUAUCUACUGUAACUACUGGGCCAAGUUCAUUAUAGAUAGGGAUAAUUGUAAGCAGCAAGAAUGUUCAGUAAAGUAAGAUCUACAAACACAUCAACAUCACUAAAACACAAUUUUGUCAUGAAUCCAUCUGUGUCCUUUGUUUAAUAUGCACAUAGACCAAGGUGAGCGACACAGGCUCUUUAGAGCCUCUAGUUCUAGUUUCCAAACAAUAACUUGUGUUUAAGUGUAUGGAUCUCUCUAAAAUUGUACUACAAGGUUCCAUACCUCAAAGGAAAGUCUGGGAUUGAGUUUGGGGGUAAUUACUCCAAGGGGGGUCAAACAGAUUGGGGGGGGGGGAUUUGUUUUUCCCAAUUUUUUUUCUUCAAAAUUUUUGAAAUUUCAAAUUUUUUGUAAAGUUUCAAGAAGAAAUCUUCAAUUGAAAGUAUUGCGCAAACGCACAGUAUUGCGCAAUAGAUUUUUAAGUUCUUUGACAACAUUUAUUUUGUGUCAGAAACCUAUAUUAUGUCAAAAUUUUUAUCACAAUCCAAAUUCAGACAGUAUCAAGCUUGAAUAUUGUGUCCAAACUUGCCCCAACUGUUCAGGGAUCGACCUCUGCGGUCGUAUCAGGCUGCGCUCAGCGAAGCAUUUUAUUUUAUUUAAUUGUACAUUGAGAAGUUACUACUGUACACUCAACUAUUAUCUGAAAUUUAUUUUGCCAGAAAUGCAUUACAUAAGUGAUAAUAAAACAGAACAUGGCUGAGAUUAUACCAAGUGCAAUAAUUGUUUAUGAUAAUAUGUUUUUGUAUCUAGAUUUUUAUUUUGCUUUUCUUUCUGUUAUAUUUUUGUUACAGUAGCAAUCAUGUACCAUUGCUGUUUCUUAUGGAAAUAAAUCUUAUUUUUAUGCUA